Ostreobium quekettii is the source of this 852-nucleotide messenger RNA. NCBI's taxonomy places the organism in Eukaryota, Viridiplantae, Chlorophyta, Ulvophyceae, Bryopsidales, Ostreobiaceae. The record is from the annotation of a GenBank genome assembly.
AUGAGUCGCUCCAAACGCGGCAGCGUCGUCUACGUGGGAAACCUUCCAGGUGCGCCAUCCGCCGCACCCGCCCCCACCACAAGCCCACAGAGUCGCGACCUGACCUUUAGCCGCCGCUCCGCAGGGGACAUCCGCGAACGCGAGGUCGAGGACAUGUUCUACAAGUACGGUCCCAUUCGCGCCCUGGACCUGAAGACGCCGCCCAGGAAGCCCGGCUUCGCCUUUGUGGAGUUUGAGGACCCCAGGGAUGCCGAGGACGCCGUGCGAGAUUACCGCGGUGAGGACGGGCCCAACUUUCAGGGCCACCAACUCCGGGUGGCGUUUGCCAGGGGUGGCGGGCCACCGCCGCCGCCCCCGAUGAGCCAGCACCGCGGAUCGCCCUACAGGGCGAUUGUGAAGGGCCUCCCAAGGUCGGCCAGCUGGCAAGACCUCAAGGAUCACUUUCGGAGAGUUGUGAACCCUGCUUUCACCAGUGUGUACUCGGAGAGAGAAAAGAUAUUUGGAGUGGUGGAGUUUGAUUCAGCAGACGACCUCAAAUACGCAAUUCGGAAAUUGGACAAUACAGAGUUCAAAAACCCGUUUGACCGUGCGUACAUCCGGAUCCUGGAUGACAGCCGUGGUCGCUCUCUGAGCCGGUCACGAUCACGAAGCAGGUCCCCGCCUCCCAGACGGAGGGGCAGGAGUCGAAGCCCUGUCAGGAGCCGAAGCCCAGUGCGCCGCAGCCGCCGGACCCCAAGUCACAGCCGCAGCGGCAGCAGCAGACGCAGUGCAAGCAUGGCGAGCAGCCACAGUAGGCCCAAAAGCAGGGAACACUCCAUGAGUGACAGGCGCUCCCGCAGUGAGGAUGGUUGA